AUGGACCCCAACACUCUGUCAAUGGAACAAGGGAAGGAGUUAUUAAAAUUGUGUGGCAUCCCACAAAGAGAUAUUGAUUUGAUGACAGAGAAGUGGGUCGUUGUUGCCUCUGUUGAGGUUCUGCUGAGAUUUCCUCUGAUGCCAGGGGAGGACCCGGGAGCCCGCUGUGUCUCAAAUAAAAAACAUCAGAUUGUAGUGAACCAGCUCCACACAUUCUCACAAAGACCUGGAGAUCAAGAGGAGAGGUUGGAUAUGUCUGGAGAAGUGAAAAUCAACAAUCAUUUAAUGAGUAAGGCUGACCAGAAACCCAAGGAUGUGAAGCAGACAUCAGGUCACUUGAUGCCUCAAAAACCCACUGAAGAAAAGAACCCAAAGAAGAAACAGAGCAGAACUGUGAGGCCAAGGGCAUCCCCACAAGAGGAGGAGUAUACCAUGGUAAAAUGCAAGAAUUGUGGAGCCUUUGGGCACAACACAAGGAGCAAGAGGUGCCCCAUGAAAUGCUGGGACCAAACCCUUUCCUUCCAGCCAUUAAGCUCAAAUAAGUUCAAGGAGAACCUAAAGCCAAGGAAGUCCUACCAGUUCCAGAACUCAGGCCCCUGUAACAAGGCUGACAGAGUAAAAGAUCAAAGACCAAGGCAAGAAGAACACCAGCAAAAAGCUCUACCACAGAAAUUUCCCAAGAAGUCCCCCAAGAAUGUGCAGAGGACCUGGGCAGACUUGACAAAACAUUGUGCCUUUCUGAGGCAACCUAUCAGGCCAUUGCCUGUUCAAACAACCAAGAAGGGACCUGCCCUGGGUCCUGCUCUUACAGGUCCAGUGCCUGCCAAGAAACCUGAUACAAAAUCAUUCUGUCCUACAUGGUCUUCUAAUAAAAGGCCUGAACCGAGCACUUGUGGACCAGCCAGAGGACAUGACGUGGAUGUCCUUGAUUCACCCUACUCCGUGUUAAAGAACAUCUGCAGGGACCCUUCUCUCAGCUCUAAGAGGACUGUCAACAAGUCUGGGGGUUUCUCUCAUGAGGUUCCCCACCCUGUCAUGAAGACACCUGCUGCAGAUCAUGUCUUUAACACCUGGGCACACAUCAAACAUCCUUAUGUGGAUUCAAAGCCCAGUCCACAGCCAGUCAGUCAAAAGUGUGGCUCAGAGUUCAAAGGCAGAAUCCAGGCACCAGGCAAGAGAUCCAUUCAGGUCCCCAAUCAGCCUUGCCAGAACCAACCAAAGAAAGCACGACUUAGUUCCUUUUCUACCCUCCAGGUGAAAACUCAGUUACCUGACCUGGGCACUGUCUACAUUUCUCAGCCUCUCCCAAGUACAAGUGGACUUAGUCCCAAACAGGCACCCAAGGUGACCACAAAGACACCAACUUUGAAUCCUAGCAUCCACAACAAGCCUCUGCCUUGCUCUCCUUACUUGCUCCAAGCCCAGGCUGUUGUCCAGCCUCUGCUGUCCAGCCAUGUUCCAGGAAAGCCAGACAAAAUUGGCUCCAUGGGAUCAGACAAGGGAUGGCAAAACUCCAAGAUCAGAAUGACUCCCACAUCCAAUCCUCCUGAAAAGUGCACAAGUGCUGGUCAGAGCCCUCACAUCUUAAAGGAGUCUGAAGGACUGGCUCCCCAUGUCCCAAGGAGUGUCCUCUAUGAGGACCUUAUGGUGUCAUCUUCUUCUGAGGACAGUGAUUGGGAAUGA
Molecule: messenger RNA, 1683 nt
Organism: Castor canadensis (American beaver)
Lineage: Eukaryota; Metazoa; Chordata; Mammalia; Rodentia; Castoridae
Source: RefSeq, a predicted model, not a curated record